ACGGCGGGUUCGGGCGGGUGGGGACGCGGUGCGCGUUGCCCAUCGGCCGUACUGGCCGCUUGGUACUCCACAAGGGGCGUGUACCCGAGCCGCGCACUGGCGGGCUCCAUGUUCACCGAGCUGAGGUCAAAGCUGAGCCCCCCGCGAGCUCGCGCCGGGGCUGUGCGUACAGGCUUCGGGGAGCGCCCGGAUGUGGACGCCGCUGCCCAUUUCAGCUUCUGCCAGACCCUCCUAGAGCACACAGUAUCAGCUGAGAACAUACCCUGCCACCUGCCUCGGACACCAGGCACUAGCCUCACCUGGCAUGAUUCCCGUAGCCAGAGGGCAUCCAGCAGCAGGCCAAUCAAGCUUCUUCAACAGCCGGGCUCGGAAACCCCCCAGGCCCGGCUGUACUCUGAUCACUACGGCUUGUACCAUACAAGCCCUUCACUGGGAGGCCUGACAAGGCCAGUGGUCUUGUGGAGCCAGCAGGAUGUUUGCAAGUGGCUCAAGAAGCAUUGUCCUCACAACUACCUCGUCUAUGUCGAGGCCUUCUCCCAGCAUGCCAUCACUGGCCGAGCUCUGCUGCGACUGAAUGCAGAUAAGCUGCAGAGAAUGGGGUUGACCCAGGAGGCCCAGAGGCAGGAGGUGCUGCAGCAGGUGCUCCACCUGCAGGUGCGUGAGGAGGGGCGGAGCCUGCAGCUGCUCAGCCAAGCUUCCUUCGGAAAUAUGUCCUAGCUGCUGCCUAGACUUGGACCCCAGACCCCAACACUGUGACCAGAGCCCACAGCCAAGGAUGUGGCAGAGCUGGCCCUACAGCCCCUUUGGAUCCUGCAGGAUACCCUAGUGGCUAAACCUAGCCCAGUGAACAGGGAGGGGCAGGACUGCCACCUCCAGGUUCCUCUGGAAAGGCACUAUAGGUUCUGCCCUGUGCCUGGGUGGGUGGUUGCUGCCUGCUUGAAGACCCUUCUUCUGGGAUCCAAGCCCAGAUCCACCCCCUGGUGCUGCUGGCAGCAAACAGGGCAGCUGCCUGGAGCAAGAGUGGGGUUUGAAUGUCCCCAGACUCCCAGGGAGUCUGUUUAUUUAUGUUCCCUCCAACAUGUGACCAUCCCCCAUCUUCUCAGUCAUGAGCUCUCCCCUUAAGUCUUUUAAUUCUGUGUUUUCCCCAGCCACCUCCAGGUCAGCCACACAGUGGGACAAGCUUUCUUGGCUCUCUUUCAGAUGUAUCCCUCCCCUAACCCUCUCAGAGUAUAACAGGCCCAACGUGUUAUCUACAGUGAUGGUCAUCAGCCCAGCUAGGUAUCCAUGUCAUGUGAAACUUCAGCACACCUUAUCCACUCAUGAGAAGUGCUCAAGCUCCAAGGCCAGUGUGUGGCACAACACAGACGCCAGUGCUGUACAGGUAACUCCAUGUCCAGCCACCGGUUCAGCAAUGUUCUCAACCUUACCCUUGAGAAAGUCUUACUUUUAAGCAUCUUUCCUAUUUCCUGACUCUUAGAGACCAUCUUGAAGAAAGAAACGUGUGUGCACACUGGAGCGUGUGUGCAUGCACGCACCUCUGCAGCUUUCCCAAGGAAAAUCUGUAUUUAUAGUUUUUUCCCAAGAAAAGUAUGUAGGGAUGUAGACACCUGAGCAACCCUUCCUUGGGUAUUUGGGGGCUGGUGCUGCCAGGAAGAAAGACAGUGAGGAUGCCCCUGGCAGCUCACUCUCAACUCUGCCAUCUACUAACUUUCCCAGGGACUUUAAAAUCUCAGGGACAGUUGAGGCUCAGCCUCCAGUCCCCUCUGUGUGCCAGAAGCUGGCCUCGAUCCAAGGUUGCUCAUUGCAGUUAAUGUAGGCCACUGACCUGGCAUCUCCUAUCCUGUAUGCCCUCCACCCAUGGAAGGGCCACCUUGUUGUGUCUGCCUGCCUUUAGAAUUCCCCCAGUCCUUGUUCCUGCAACCAGAGGGCUCUCUCUGCCCCAUUUCUCUUUCCUGAAUUUUCUAUCCUAUGCUCCUGUCCUGUCUUCCUUGGUUUUUGGUCAAUUUUUUAUACUCUGACAAAAAAAAAAUCAGAAAUAAAUCUGGUUCUCAAAUGCCA
This is a messenger RNA of Mesocricetus auratus (golden hamster), 2058 nucleotides long. It is a transcript of the gene Samd10, whose product is annotated as sterile alpha motif domain containing 10. Gene Ontology annotation, biological process: cell surface receptor protein tyrosine kinase signaling pathway. Gene Ontology annotation, molecular function: protein binding. The coding region runs from base 109 to 717 and encodes 202 amino acids. Gene Ontology annotation, cellular component: cytoplasmic side of plasma membrane. Lineage: Eukaryota; Metazoa; Chordata; Mammalia; Rodentia; Cricetidae. The record is from RefSeq and is a predicted model, not a curated record. The transcript has 5 exons.